AUGAUGCAUUAUGUGGCCCAAGGUGUCGCUGGUUCCAUUCCGAUGGCCGACGUCGUCGCCACUCUCGAACCGAGAUUCAGGUGCAGGGGCCGGGCAGAGUCCGCGGGCGCCAUUCGCGAUGCCCGACUGGUGAAAGACAGCGUUCUUUGUCUGAGACGAGGUACCCUGGUAGAUCCAAUACAGUCACAAUGUCAGAAACAGGUGACACAAUCGAGCCAGAGAGUCAAGCUGAUCCUGCAAACGAGGAAGAAACUGCCGAGAAUGACGGGGAUAUCGGCCAUACGUCGGCCACCACAGAUACCACAAACGCUACCGUUUCCCAGGAUGAAGGCGAGAGAGAAUCCUCGAGCAUACAUGCACGUGGAGGUGGCUUUGGGCGUCUCUUGCGCCAAUGCUUCGGGAUACGCUCACCACCAAGCCCAAUUCCGCAAUAUAUAUACCACGAGUACCCUGUGCCCCGACCUCGUCCUCGACCUCGACACCAAUCCCGACACCGAUCCCGGCACCGAUCUCGACACGGACCACGAAGGCGUACGAGGAGUCACAGUAGCUAUGGUCACAGUCGCUCCCACUAUCAUCGAAAUGACCGCUAUCGUUCACUUUCACCUCGCCUCCGCAGGGAGCAUCGAUCAGUACCAGCCAUAG
Molecule: messenger RNA, 645 nt
Organism: Diaporthe citri
Lineage: Eukaryota; Fungi; Ascomycota; Sordariomycetes; Diaporthales; Diaporthaceae
Exons: 2
Coding region: 1-645 (214 amino acids)
Source: RefSeq, a predicted model, not a curated record